This is a messenger RNA of Cricetulus griseus (Chinese hamster), 7102 nucleotides long. NCBI's taxonomy places the organism in Eukaryota, Metazoa, Chordata, Mammalia, Rodentia, Cricetidae. The record is from RefSeq and is a predicted model, not a curated record.
AGGGUCUCCCUCUGUUGCCUAUGGGGAGGGAUAUCUCUCCCAAGGCUCAAGGGAACCUCCUGUCUUGGCCUCCUGAAAUAAUGGGACUUGAGAGACUGCCUAACAUCUGAACAUACAAAACCAAACAGACAAACUCUUGCACCAUUGCUACCCCAACAUUUUACUCUAGAGGAAUGCCACUGUACAUGGAUUCCAAGCAGGUUAAAAAGAAAAAUAGCUGAUUAGAUCUGAGAACCCAGUAAACGGGAUGACGGCCACAGCUGCAGUGGAGACACCAAAAAUGGAGAAGAGUGCUUCCAAGGAAGAGAAGCAGCAGCCAAAGCAGGACAGCACAGACCGAGGCAAUGCUGACCCUGAAGAAUGGAUGAGCUCUGAGAGUGACCCUGAACACAUGAGCUUUAGGAGUGGUCACAACAGCUACCAACCUCUAGAUACUCAGCUGAAGAAGAAAGAGAUGCCCUCCAAGCCACAUCGCCAGCUCUGUCGGUCACCCUGCCUGGACCGGCCAAGCUUCUCCCAGAGCAGCAUUUUACAGGAUGGGAAGCUAGACUUAGAGAAGGAAUACCAAGUCAAGAUGGACUUUGCUCUAAAGCUGGGCUAUGCAGAAGAACAAAUUCAAUCAGUGCUUAAUAAACUAGGCCCAGAAUCACUUAUUAAUGAUGUGUUGGCAGAGCUUGUCAGACUUGGAAACAAAGGUGACUCAGAAGGGCAAGUCAACUUGAGUCUGUUAUUGCCACGAGGGGCUAGCUCCAGAGAGAUUGCGAGCCCUGAAUUGUCUCUUGAAGAUGAAAUAGACAAUAGUGAUAAUUUAAGACCAGUUGUUAUUGAUGGAAGUAAUGUGGCAAUGAGCCAUGGGAAUAAGGAAGAAUUCUCCUGCAGAGGAAUACAGCUUGCUGUGGAUUGGUUUCUAGAUAAAGGCCAUAAAGAUAUCACUGUAUUUGUACCAGCCUGGAGAAAGGAGCAAUCCCGCCCUGAUGCACCAAUUACAGAUCAAGAUAUUCUACGUAAACUGGAGAAGGAAAAGAUUCUCGUCUUCACACCAUCCCGAAGGGUCCAAGGCAGAAGGGUGGUCUGCUAUGAUGACCGAUUCAUAGUCAAAUUGGCUUUUGAUUCUGAUGGCAUCAUUGUGUCCAAUGAUAACUACCGAGACCUUCAAGUUGAAUUGCCAGAAUGGAAGAAGUUUAUAGAGGAGCGGUUGCUGAUGUAUUCUUUUGUGAAUGAUAAAUUUAUGCCUCCAGAUGAUCCUUUAGGACGCCAUGGUCCAAGCCUUGAGAAUUUCUUAAGAAAGAGACCUGUUGUUCCUGAACAUAAAAAGCAACCAUGUCCUUAUGGCAAAAAAUGCACCUACGGCCACAAGUGCAAAUACUAUCAUCCAGAGAGGGCCAACCAACCCCAGCGUUCGGUGGCUGAUGAGCUCCGCAUCAGUGCCAAACUGUCCACAGUGAAAAUAAUGAGCGAAGACACCCUGGCUAAGUGUGGCACAGGGAUGUCUACUGCCAAAGGUGAGAUAACCUCAGAGGUCAAACGUGUGGCCUCCAAGCGCCAAUCAGAUCCCAGCAUCCGGUCUGUGGCUGCCGAACCUGAAGAGUGGCUGCCCAUUGCUCGUAAACCUGAGGCCAGUUCUGUUCCUUCACUUGUGACUGCUUUAAGUGUCCCUACCAUACCUCCCCCCAAAAGCCAUGCAGUGGGUGCACUCAACACCCGUUCAGCCAGCAGCCCAGUGCCAGGGUCCUCCCAUUUUCCCCAUCAAAAGGCCUCUUUGGAGCACAUGGUCAGCAUGCAAUACCCCCCUAUCCUGGUUACCAACAGCCAUGGCACCCCUAUUAACUAUACUGAGCAAUACCCAAAGUUUGAGACCAUGGGGGACCAUGACUACUAUUCAGUGUUAAGUGACUUCUCCAAAGUGAGCAUCAACAGCAUGCAUAAUCAUGAGUACUAUAUGGCUGAAGCAAACCAGGGGGUAUAUGUUCGGAAUCCCAGCCUAUGUACUGACAGUCACAUGAGCCAUACCAGGAAUGACAACUACUCCUCUUACAACAACUUGUACUUGGCUGUAGCUGAUGCCCAUCCUGAAGGCACUUUGAAGCUGCAUCGCUCAGCAUCUCACAACCACCUUCAGCCGUUUUCCCAUGGUUACCAUGAAGCCUUAGCGAGAGUGCAAAGUUACGGUUCAGAAGAUUCCAAGCAAGCACCCCACAAGCAGUCAGUCCCUCACUUAGCUAUGCAUGCCCAGAACCCAGCAACUGGAGCACACUCUAGCUGUUCUGGAGACUACACCAUGCCUCCCAAUGUCCAUCCUAUGGGGCCCUCCCAGCCAGGCCGUGCUCUGGUGAUGACUCGAAUGGACAGCAUUUCUGACUCCCGCCUCUAUGACAGCAACCCCAUGAGGCAAAGGCGGCCUCCUCUGUGCAGGGAACAGCAUGCUAGCUGGGACCCACUGCCCCGUGCAGCUGACUCCUAUGGAUACCACUCCUAUCCCUUAGGUAAUGGUCUCAUGCAACCAUGUUACGAACCAGUCAUGGUAAGGAGCAUGCCUGAAAAAAUGGAGCAACUUUGGAGGAAUCCUUGGGUUGGAAUGUGCAAUGAUGCCAGGGAGCAUGUGAUACCCGAGGACCAAUAUCAGACAUACAAGAACCUCUGCAACAUCUUCCCUUCUAAUGUUGUUCUUGCAGUGAUGGAGAAGAAUCCCCACACAGCAGAUGCUCAGCAACUGGCAGCCUUGAUUGUUGCCAAGCUUAGGUCCGCACGUUGACAUAAGACUUACUCCUUUACAUAAAUAUGAAUAGUAAUAAUACAUGAUACUAUAAUUCUAAUAAGUAAUAAUUUGUGUUAUACUUUUAAAAUUACAGAGUGUUUCUAUCAUUUUAGCACAUAACAACUCUGUGAGGUAGAUCUUGGGACCAUCUAAUUUUAUAGAGAAGGAAACUGAAGUUUGACGAGAUUAGCUGACCUGCCAAGGUCACACUUCGAGUAAAUGACCAAGUCAAGACACAAACCGAAGUUCUCUGGCCUAAUGUCCCAUGCCCUUUCCCACUGAAGUGUGGAGAUAAUGGAGGACAAAAUCCAGGCUUUGCCUAAAUGCAAGAAACCCCAAGGGAUUUCAUUACCAUUGUUUUCUUUUUUAGUUUUUCUUUUCUUUUUUUUAGACAGGGUCUUUCCUUGUAUCACAGGCUUUCCUGGAACUUGAUAUGUUGACCAGGCUGGCCUUAAACACACAGAGAUCCAUAUGCCUCUGCCUGCAGAGUGCCAGGAUUGAAGGCGUGUGCCACCACAUCCAGCUACCAGUGUUUUCUUAGUCACACAUUCCAUAUUAUAAAGUAUGAAUCAUCGGUCCAAUUUAGAGAGCCAAUACACAAGGAUCAGAUUGUAUUGUGAAUUAACCUUUUAAGGAUUUUAUAAUAGAGAUAUUUAAAACUAAAAGUAAACACAGAUUUUAAUUGCAUGAGUAUCUGAUCAUUCAAUAUCUUUAGCCAAGUAUAGGGUCACAUUGAAGCUUCUAGAGAUAUAGUUGAAUCCUCCUCUUAGCAAUUCUACUGCAUGUAUGAAUUUAUAUAUUUGGUUUGAGAUGUGUUUGUAUCUCUGGUAUCAACUUUUUUAUUGUGAUAAUAAGACGGCAAGCUCUAUACAGUCUAUAGUUUACACCUGUAUAGAUCACAAAUACAACUUGAUGAUUUUGUCACAUUUUACAGUUUCAGUUAGAAUCAAAACUGAAAUCACAUGCCAACAUUUAAACUUUGCUUUCUUAAGCACCAGAGUAAAGCAGCUGUAUUUCCUUUACAUAUUUUACUUGACCACAUUUAUUAACCAUUCUUAGCUUUCAAGUCUUUUCACCUUAGCAAAUUAGGGGUCAGGCUGAAGCUUUCUAUAGCUGAGGUACUCUUGAAGCGCAUAUUCAACAUUUAGUAUGUAUAUGAUACACAAGUGCUAAAGAUCUGGACCAGGACCAAGGGACUUUCUACCAGAAUCUACUUCCCUUAUCCCAGGAGGGAUGGCAUUUAGUGAUAACUACCAAGUUGGAACUUCUGACCAAUUCAACAUUACAGGACAAAGUGUAGUAAAAGAGAGUGCAUAGCCAUGUAUGACCACUCUCUCCUGUUGUCCACUGUUUGAGCAAUAAGAUCAGUCAUUGGUAGAGCAGAAUGCCUUUAGGAACCAAAACCAGGGUAUUUAUUUUCUAGGUUGCAAAAGAGCAGCUUCCCAAGGGGAAGUGCUUUGAUCUGCACUUCAAAUCCAUGCAGAGGGUGCACUGGGGGUAGAUAAUUCUGAGCUGCAUUAUUAAGGAGGGUAUGACUUUUGCAUCAGGCAGCACCAUUUGCACAAUUUGAAUCUUCCUCUGCAUAGAAUCAUUUGUAGCUACAUGCCUCUCCAAGAGGUCUUUAUUGUUUUAAGAUGCACUAAACGAGCCCUCCUUUCUGAAUCCGUUGUAUAUUUCAACAUUUUGAACGAUGACCAGCUCGCAAUUUCCGAGGCUGGAACUUACUAACUUCUACAGUCCUUUUUCAUGAGAGUUGAGAAGGCCUGGCCUUGGCCUUUUGUUUCUUCAUGAGAAGGUGUAAUACUGCCUAUAAAUGUUUCUUACUGUGAAACACUCUGAAUGUGAGACUGUAGUCAGGGUUGUUUCUGGUAGUUUGAAUAAUGGCUUAUAUGCUGCUUCCCAGCUUUCUCUCUGUGAAAGUUGACGAAUAGUACAUCUUAAACAACAAUCACUUAGCCACAACUUUACAUUUAUCUCCUCCUACCUGCUAACUCUUCCAUUCCCCAGGAUACUGAUAACAUGUUACAAUAUGUUCUAUCAGGUAGGUCCACACAAACUGACAAUUGUCACUGCAGUGCUUCCUGUCUAACCCAAGCGUCAGGAUACCUUGAAUUUCUUGGCCCUUCUAAAUCUGCCCCUUGACUAAAUCAGGGUAUUUGACAAUGUCAGAUUAUUCGGAUGCCUUUGUACCAAUCAGUUCAUAUACCUACCAAUGACACUGCAGUGUCCAUUAACUUCCCAGUUUACAGGGAAACACAGGGUUCAACUUGUCAGCUGCAAUUCAUUGGGAAUAUGUUCAUGUUUAAAAUGUGAAAGAAUUGUAAGCUCCUCCCAGUAGGGGGAAUUGAUUGAGAUAGCAUAUGUAUUUUUUACUUUCUAAGAAAGGAUUGCCAUUCUUCUCUCCUUGUAAAAUGUGUAUGAACCAAAGCAGCUAAGAGCAAUGCCUCAAAUAACCAGAAAUGACCUUUUGUUGAUACAAAUUGUAUCUCUUUUCUCCUGAUUGUAUAGAAACAAAUAUACAAAACUCAUCUUAAACUAUGUUUAGUAAUUAAUUUUCACCAUAUUUGUGGCACUGUGUGUCACAGGAAAGUAGCCCGGGGGUAACGAGGGAGCUUUUAUUUCCAAAGGGCAGUAGUAGUUUAUAGACAAAUACAGUUUUCAAGGCCUCUUUAUUGUUAGAUGAACAACUAUUGUGUGUACAAUCUGCAACAUUGUGAUUCUCUUUAGCCUAUUAAAUUUAAUAUGUCCUUAUAAAGGGGAUUUUUAUAAAGUGUUGAUAGUAAUAAACCAUAUGUAAGAAUCUUUAAUGGAGCUGUAUAAUUAUGAAUGCAUAAAUCCAGUGUGGUUCUUACAUUAGAGAAACAUUUUUUAUACCAAGAUCUGCACACUUCUUGACGUUUCCAUUUUGUCUAUAAUUAUAAAAAAGCAAUCAAAGAAGAGCAUUGAGACCUCAUUAGCACCCUUCAUGGGGCUAAGUGUGUGUCCUUCCAGAUACUUACCUCCAAGUACACAGCAGGGGUUAAGGCACAGUGUUCCGUGUGGUUUUCGAGAAGCAGCGGAUUCUGUAAGAGGUGCUUUGUCAUUUGAAUUCCUUCACUGAUUUUCUGACCUCAUAGCAAACUUGUGCCUGUUCAGGCCUUAGACUUUGUAGAUUUUCUGAUUUUCGUUUUCUUGUUGUGACCUUAUUAUUGUUGUUGCUUUCAUUUCCACCUAAAGGAGAAAUGUGACUCUGGAGGGACAUGGUCAAUCCAGGGCACCCUUUCUAUAAAACAGCUCAAAGAAAAAGGAGCCUUUUCAAAGGUAACAUGGAACUACUGAACUCAAAUAAGGUACCAGGUGUGGAAGGGAAAAUGGCAGAUUACUUAUCAAAAUGGUCUGUAAAACUUUUUGUCUAAGUAAUGAAGCAUAUAGCAUGAUUUUUCUCCCCCAUCUUAAUAUCUCAACUCCUUCUAGUUUCCAAGAGACUACUUCUCCACAAUCUGCUUUUUUUUCAUUUUGAAACAAAUAACCUUUAUAAAAUAAUUCAGUCAUUCCUAUCUAUUGCUCUUUGUUCCAGUUUCCUUCUAACAUGGAACAGUUCCUUCCGAAGAGGCUCUCAGUUAACAUUCUGUCUGUGCUCUAAGCGUGCAGUUUGGAGGGCCGACAAUUUCAAUGGUUUGUUUUGCUCUGUAAACCAGGUUUGGAUUUGCACAGGGAAAAUAAUGCCAACUUGUCCAAAGAGCCCCCCUCUCAGGUCUUCUCCUAACCUUUCUUUUCUUCCUCCUAGUUUGCUUCUCUUCAGGUAUGAAACUGAGGAGUGCACAAUCUUCAGCUGACCAAAAUGGCACUAGUGUUAGUUUUCACUGGAAACAAAACCAGUUAUCUCUAGACCUUGCUUGUCUAAAGUAGUCAAUGCCUCUGUGAAGACUCUGCACAUUUGAUAUCUACUGUAUUAUAGCUAGCUAUACACAUAGGCAGAUUGACUAUUUUUUAGUCCUGGUUUGUGUAUCAUUGAGCUAUAGUAAUUUGUUUUACCCAUUUGUGGGAUUAAACAGUAUUGUUUAAUGGUUGUAAACUUUUUAUAAAACCACUUUGGGUUUCUUAUUUGACCCAAAUAUAAUGUAAGUCUCAAUGACAAAAUACAGAGCCAAGCUGAGGUGAGUGAAAAUACAGCCAGCCCUUCUCCAGUUUUGUCUGCCCCUAGGAUGCAUGUGCAAUGCUUUAUACAAUAUGCUCACUAGCAUGAAUGUAUUUACAACUUCUUCAUGAGGUUUUUAUUUGUUUCACUUCUAAUUGUGAUGCAAAUGCUGUAUUGUUGACAAUGACCUGUAAACCCAUUUCUUGCAUAAACCAUUUGUCUACUAGUCA